AUGGCCACCGAUCCUCGUCUCGGGUAUGAUGCCUCCAAAUAUCGCGGGCUAGAUCCCGAUUCCCAUACUGCAGAGAAGUUGCACCAUGCAUCUUCAAGACACAUACACAUGACAAAUCGGCGAUUCUUCAUCGGCCCCAUUCCACAGGGCUGGUUGCAGAAUCACCGCAAAUCAUGGUGGAGGACGAGGCUCAGGUUGAGUAAAUAUUCCUCAAGAACAGUCACUUUCUCUGCAGAUCCCAUGGUGGCGCGAUACUCUGAGGAUUACGACACUGAAGAAUUCGACUCAUCCUCCGAAGAAGAGUCAGCUGGUCUGGCCGAUACAACAGAAGAUGAGGAAACCGAGCGGGAGCCCGAGGACGAAAUGAGCGAACAUGACGCUCGUCCCCGAAAGAGCUUACGGUCUAUACCUUACACCCUUUCUGAAGAGAAUGAGGUCUCGCGGACGUUUACUGCAGACACUAGUCGGUCAGCUUCCAGUGAAACAUCGAACCACGAAGACGCAUCUACUAGGAGACAAGAUGGUGGUUCUGCAUACUACACGGCUCAUGAGCGCGGCCCAAGCGAUGCAUCUGCGGACCCCAGUAGAAUGGGGUCGGAGCAACCCAUGCAGGAACAAGACGGGCAAAGGCUACAGGUUCCUAACCAAUAUGCUGAGAGUCAGUCAAGCCCCAUGAUUCCUGCUAGUGAUCAUGGAUCCACAACUGGGUUGCUAAGACCAGCUUCGCGAUCCAAAGGAAAGGGAAGGGUACCUUCCACAUCAACACUUGCAGACUUAGAGCAGCAUGAGCCCCGGAUGGAGAGCGACGAUGAGCAGUCAAUUCCGCAUGGGAAGCGAGUUAGAAGUAACCCGUUGCACAAGAGGGCCGUCAAGUACAAUCUGGAUGACAACCUUUUGGAUAAACAGCAGCGACUUUUCUCUCGUAUAUCGAGGACACAGGGAGUCUUGUCGCGGCAUCGACCGCACAGGCGAAAAAUCCAAGAAGGGGAGGUACUGAAAGCAGAGAAAAUGCUUGUCCGAAUUGAAGAGACACUACAGGACAAACUCCCUGAUGACUAUACAGAGAACGAUAGUCUCAAGUCAGAGAACCGAGUUGUGGACCAGUGGAGAGAAUAUCUCGUGGCAUGUCGAGUGUCUGCCAAUGCAGAUGCGCCAUUCUCUCUCCAAAUGUACAAGACUCGUGUCAUUCCUGAAGUGCAGAAAGCAGGUACGCGGGUGUCACCGCAGUAUGAGAUUCCGUUGGGACGCAAAAGGAUCAAGGUCAACCUCUACUCGCACCUAGACAAAACCAUUGUUCUCUGGGGUCCCUGUAAGCGAGGAACAAAGAUUUUCAUAAUACGGCCAAAGUCUGCGGCGCAUGCUAUGGAAUGGUACACUUUCCUAAGCCAGGUGCUAGGAAGGCGCCGACCAUCUUCGCUUCCAAUCUAUGUGCCAGAUCUUGGAGUAUCGCUUGUCUUCAAGAACCCUUUCGAGCAACUGGAAGCAAUAUACUCGAAGAAAGGGAAGAGUGGUGUGUUAGGUCGAGCUGCAACGGAGGAGAAAUCUGUCGCCACGGCCAUUGUACGUGGGUGCCUGGAGAUGCUGGAGCACCGGCCUGAAUGGGCCGAGGUCUUGAAUCGCUGGUCGAAAACUGAGAUUAUGGGGCUUGCCUGGAAGCGGUAUGACCGAUUGGAAUGGGUUUUUGGCAGCAAUGAGGCCAACAUGUACGGGUCGCUUGCGAUGCAUACUACCCACGAGCUCGAGCUGCGACCGAGGCAGCAUUAUCACACCUACGUCAAACACGACAACGAAAAAGAGGAUGAGCCUUUGCCCGUGGAAGGCUUUCUUGUGCGUCUCACAUCGCAACGUGGUGUACACCAACGGCUGAACAAGAUGUUCUUUAAACGACUGUAUUUCUUCACUCAAGAUCACCACCUCUUCUUUUGCAGGCCCUCCAGAUCACUGCCCCCAGCACCUCCGAAGCUCGCACGGGACGAGUUUACUAUGCCCUCGACACAGCAGAUCCUGGACGCCUCCCCUCUCUCCUACGAAAUUGACCCCUAUCCGUUGCAAGACGGAGAAAUCACGUGGCUCUCAAGUGGCAACAAGGAACACGUCGCAAAACACGACGAAGACGCCUAUGCCCAUCAGCAAAGGAAUGCACACAAUAUUGAGCAUGCGGAUGGUUUCAUUGAUCUCAACCGGGUCAAGGAAGUGCGCAAUGUUCAUCGCGAUAGUUGCCCCGCUGACCCCAACCUUGAACAAGGGCCGGAUGUCGAUUUUCACCCUGACGCACGAGAUUCGCAUAGAGAUGACGGCGCUACGAAGCAGUUUGAUGAUAACAGGACGUUUGAGCUGGUACUGCACAAUGACCUUGUCGUUCGGUUCCAGGCAUACGACGAGAUAACCAAAAAUGAAUGGAUGAAACGCUUGGAUGCAUUGGUAAAAUACUGGAAGGUCCGGCUGGCGACCGAUGCAGCGGAGCUGAAGCUUCUCCGCCAACGUAACCAAGAACUUCUUGGGAUCGACGAGGAGAUGGAGUCCAUCAUGGGCCAAUUUGCGCGGAAGUGGGAGGUGAAGAAAGCCGAGGCAUCGCCUCUGUUGCACAAUAUCUGUGCUCUUUCCGGCUGCCGGACAAUUAAGAUGUCGGGGCAGUUGUACCGAAAACCUCGUCGUCACAGCACCUUCAAGCGAUGUCAUGUAGUGCUCAUGGCCGGGAAGCUGCUGAUCUUCCGCACCUCCCUGCGCAAGCGUAAUGGGGCGGAAGUGCCUCAUAUACAUCAGAGCUUGGAGACGACGAUUGACCUCGCCGACUGUUAUAUAUAUUCGGGUCUCUUGACCGACUCGGACUUGCUCUACACGAACCAGACCUUUGACAGCAAUCGCCCUGGUCACCAUUCCCUCCCGCGAGUCUACCUCUCGACUGAUGUCUACACAAGCAGCGACGAGGAUACCGCUAUUGCCUUCGUAAUCUGGCAGCCCCUCCGGAAGAAUUACUUUCGGUCACGCGAGUACGGGACCAAGGGGGAGAAGCGGCAGCGACUAAAGCAGGUAUCGACGCUGGGAGUGCACGGACGGACCAUCGUCUUCAAGGCGCGCAGUCGUGUGGAGAAAGACCGGUGGGUGUUGAGUAUCGCCUCUGAGAUUGACCGACUGCAAGAUGAUCGACCGGAGGAUGUGCGUAUAAUCUCACAGCAGAAUUAG
Aspergillus saccharolyticus JOP 1030-1 is the source of this 3183-nucleotide messenger RNA. Its product is annotated as sporulation-specific 71 family protein. The record is from RefSeq and is a predicted model, not a curated record. Gene Ontology annotation, biological process: ascospore-type prospore membrane formation; protein localization to prospore membrane. The transcript is spliced from 3 exons. Gene Ontology annotation, cellular component: prospore membrane. NCBI's taxonomy places the organism in Eukaryota, Fungi, Ascomycota, Eurotiomycetes, Eurotiales, Aspergillaceae. The coding region runs from base 1 to 3183 and encodes 1060 amino acids.